Messenger RNA from Bipolaris oryzae ATCC 44560, 1566 nucleotides. RefSeq lists its product as uncharacterized. The coding region runs from base 1 to 1566 and encodes 521 amino acids. The transcript is spliced from 4 exons. Gene Ontology annotation, molecular function: monooxygenase activity; oxidoreductase activity, acting on paired donors, with incorporation or reduction of molecular oxygen; iron ion binding. The record is from RefSeq and is a predicted model, not a curated record. Lineage: Eukaryota; Fungi; Ascomycota; Dothideomycetes; Pleosporales; Pleosporaceae.
AUGGACAACAUUGCCGAGGGUUCUUUGCUUGAUCAUGUCUCACGGCGCCUGCAGGCCUUCGUAUUCGUCCUGGGCCUUCUUUUCGUCAUUAGCCGCAUCCGCCAGUUCUUGCGUUUGAGACAUUUCGCCGGUCCCAGCACAACGGGUUUCUCUUGGCUGUGGCAUUCUAGAGCUGUAAUCGGCGGCGAAUCCCCUAGGUACUACGGCCAAGUGUGUGAGAAAUUCGGGCCGAUUGCGAGAAUCGCACCUAACCACCUCAUCACUUCUGACCCAGACUUCUGGAUACGCAUCAACGCCGUGCGCUCCCCGUACAGGCGAUCUCCGUGGUAUUAUCAUGCCGCCCGGUUCGAGACGGGCAAAGACAACGUCUUUACCGAAUGCGACAAUGACCGGCAUGACGCGCGUCGAAAAAAGAUGCUCGCAGGCUACUCUGGCAAGGAGAACCCGACACUAGAGCCUUCAAUUGACCAGCACGUCAAGGAACUCAUAGACUUGGUGCGCAAAUAUGCAUCUCCUGCAGCUUCGACAGGUCCAUCUAUCCACAUGGAUUUGGCAGAGAAGAUUCCCUUCUUCACCUUAGAUGUCAUCAGCCAUGUCAGUUUGGGAGAACCAUUUGGAGACCUGAAAGCCGAUGGCGAUGUCAAAAACUACAUCAAGUCAAGUGAACAAGGCCUGAAGAUUGGUAACACAGCAUUUGCCAUGGGAAUAGCCUGGCUGAAGGACAAGCCUGUUAUCGGGCCUACCAUUAGUCCUUCUGAGAAGGAUACCACUGGUUUUGGCCACAUGAUGGCCCAGGCACGCAAGAUUAUUGUUUCCAGGAGCUUAAGAUCAACCGAGGAAAAGUCCGACAUGUUCGCGUCUUUUGUCCGCCAUGGCCUGGCAGGAGAUGAUCUCUUCCAAGAGGUGUUUGAACAGAUCCUUGCUGGCUCUGACACAACCGCCGCGGCUAUCCGAAUCAUUUUGCUUUAUCUUAUGAAACAUCCUAGAGUAUAUGCAAAGCUGCAGGCCGAGAUUGACGCAGCAGUCGAGAGCGGCAAAGCCCCAGCUUCUCCAGGUAUCAUUUCAGAUGCACAAGCGCGCCAACUGCCGUACCUAGGUGCUGUGGUCCGAGAGGGGAUGCGGAUGCAACCUCCUGUUGCUAACCUCUUUUCAAAAAUCGCCCCGGAUGAAGGGGAUGUCGCUGUUAUCGAAGGAAAAGAAUACUUUAUCCCCGGUGGCACUUUGAUCGGAUACUCAGCCUUGGCAAUGCACCGCAACAACCGAGCGCUUUAUGGGGAAGAUUGCGCCAUAUUCCGGCCUGAACGAUGGCUCAUUGAUUCCGCAGAUGAGGCAGCAAAGGAGCGUCUGGCCAAGAUGAUAAAGACUAACGAUAUGAUUUUUGGCUAUGGUCGGUGGGUUUGCUUGGGGCGUAAUGUUGCGUUGAUUGAGAUACACAAGGUUGUGUUUGAGCUGUUGAGGAACUUUGAUCUGGCCUUGACGUAUCCACUGCAGCCGUGGAAGACGUUCAAUUCGCUUGGACUGUGGGAUAUCAAGGACAUGUGGGUGGAUGUAGUGUUGCGAGAGUGA